Molecule: messenger RNA, 5992 nt
Organism: Hyposmocoma kahamanoa
Lineage: Eukaryota; Metazoa; Arthropoda; Insecta; Lepidoptera; Cosmopterigidae
Gene: pasilla
Product: RNA-binding protein Nova-2
Exons: 10
Coding region: 241-1863 (540 amino acids)
Biological process (GO): regulation of alternative mRNA splicing, via spliceosome; mRNA splicing, via spliceosome
Cellular component (GO): nucleus; cytoplasm
Molecular function (GO): mRNA binding
Source: RefSeq, a predicted model, not a curated record
GCAGUAUCGACAAACGUUCACAAAACGUUUAGACGUAAAACUAUAGUGUCACUUCUCUUCUUAUUUUAUUAAUUAGACCAUUUAAAACUUCAAUUUUUCCUUCGUUUUAGUUGUUUAAGUGUUAAGUGUAAUUAAUGUUGUUUCAAUAAUGCAAAGUGUCGCAUCCGUAAACGCAUUCUGAAGCAAUUACGUAAUGGGAAUUAUGCUAGAGAAGUUUAAAGUUUUACCCUGAAAUUCAACAUGGCCGCUGACACAGGAAUGGAUACUUGCCCUAGUCCGGAGAUCACGGACUCCAGGAAACGACCUCUCGACGGAGAUUCAGAGAAUGGCGAUGUGAAGCGAUCGCACUUCAGCUCGGUGCAAGACUUGGUGACGGCCUUGCCACUGGCCAACGGCCAUGGCAAUAUUACGUCUCAUUUCGCGGUGGAGCCGACAUACCACUUCAAAGUGCUGGUGCCCUCGAUGGUGGCGGGCGCCAUCAUCGGCAAGGGCGGCGAGACUAUCGCGCAGUUGCAGAAGGACACCGGCGCUAGGGUCAAGAUGUCCAAGAGCCACGACUUCUAUCCUGGUACAACAGAACGAGCAUGCCUGAUAACAGGCUCUGUGGAGGGCAUCAUGGUUGUGCUGGACUUCAUCAUGGACAAGAUCAAGGAGAAGCCCGAGCUUGUCAAACCCUUCCCGGAAGGUGUCGAUACCAAGAUGCCUCAGGAUCGGGAUAAGCAGGUGAAGAUCCUGGUGCCGAACUCGACAGCGGGCAUGAUAAUUGGCAAGGGUGGCAAUUACAUCAAGCAGAUAAAAGAGCAAAGCGGCAGCUACGUGCAGAUCUCGCAGAAGGCUAAGGAGGUGUCGUUGCAGGAGCGCUGCAUCACCGUCGUCGGUGAAAAAGAAAACAACAAGAAAGCAUGCGGCAUGAUUCUGCAGAAAGUAGUGGACGAUCCCCAGUCUGGAUCGUGUCCCAAUGUAUCGUACGCCGAUGUGGCUGGCCCCGUCGCCAACUACAACCCGACGGGGUCGCCGUACGCCGUGCCCACCUCCGAGGUGACCGAGACGCACGGACUGGGGGGCUCGGUGGGCUCGGUGGGGGGCGUGCUGGUGAACGGCGCGGCGGCGGGGCUGGGCGCGCUCUCGCUCACGCUGUCCCUCGCGCCGCCCGGCACGCAGCCGCCGGCGCCCAUCACGCAGCACACGCUCGACCACAUCAAGAUGGCUCUUCGGCAAGCGGGCUACAGCGAAGCGGGUAUAAAUGAGAUUGUGGCAGCUCUAGCGCUCCUCACCAAACAUGGGGUGCUGGGAUUGGCCCUCCCCACGGCCCUCCCAGCCGCCCCCCUUUCUGCCGCGUACUUCCCUUUGCCCACGCACGCGCAGGAUCCGCCCACUGUAUUCGGGCCCAUCGGACAAGUCGGACUCGGUGGUGGGGCGAGCGGGGGCGCCGGGUUAGAGCGUUUCGCGGAAGUUGCAUUCGAGGCGCUUCGGCCCGCAGCCGUCGCGCCCAUCUCGCUGUCGGCGGGCGUCAGCGGCGUGGGCGCCGGCUUCGGCUCGGCCGCGCUGCUGCCGCUCUCCAAGAGCCCCACGCCGGCCGACGCCGGCGCCAAGGACUCCAAGAACAUCGAGAUCGCGGAGGUCAUCGUCGGGGCCAUACUGGGUCCCGGCGGACGAAGCCUGGUGGAGAUCCAGCAAAUGUCGGGCGCCAACAUCCAGAUCUCGAAGAAGGGCACGUUCGCGCCGGGCACCCGCAACCGCAUCGUCACCAUCAGCGGCAGCGCCACCGCCAUCUCGUCCGCGCAGUACCUCAUCGAGCAGAAGAUCCAGGAGGAGGAGCUCAAGCGCACCCGCCACAACGCCAUCUCCUCGCUCAUGCAGUAACCGCCUCGCCCGCUCGGGACUCAGUGGUGCCAUCUGUGAAGCCGAUCGCGGUACAUAGCGAACGGGAUUGUUCAAACAGUGAUCUCUCGAUCGCGGUUGUGCAAUCGUCCCCGUUGAACUGUUCCGGCUGUUGAACGCUAUUUUGACUACGAAACUUCUCAAUUUUGGUCUCUAGUAGAAUACUGUUUGGCUGGGUUGUGGCAAUAUUACAAUAAUAAUGGUUCACUUAAAAUCUAAAUAAGUAAUUAAGGUAUUUUUUCGUAAAUGUUAAUUGUAAUAAAUUGGGCUAAAGUUGAGAACUUUUCGUUUAAACGUACACGUUGUUGGGUUGAGUGCAAUAACUUGGUUCGCGGUUGGAUGGUAUUACUGAGUUUCUUCAAGCCCGCGGUUUGUUGUAGCCUUGCAUUUUGUUCACAAAAACAAGUUACAGUUUAUUAUUACAUACAGAUUGUUCAAGUUUAAAAUGUUCUCCUCGUAAAUUACGUUGUUGAAUUUAUAAUUAAAAAUUACAAUACAAAAGGUAAGGUUACGCAUUAGAAAUGUUUUUUUGAUUGUUACUGUCUUUUUUGACAGUGUUUUCGCGAAGGUUCGCACUUUAAAUAUAUUGAAUAGGACAGCGAUUUUCAAAUUAAAAAAGGCAGUUGAUAGAUGUUUAAAUAAGCUCAUUGCAACACUGCCUGGAGAACUGGUCAUCAUCGUCGCAGGUGCAUUUAACAGCUUUAGUUUUAUGAGAUACAUCACUUCUCAAAACUUCCGAAGGCCGUGUUAGAGCCUACCGAUAACUGGAUCGAUCACAAUUAAUUAAAGUGUUUUAAAUGUCUUAUAUUCAUCUUUAUUCAGCACAUUUUAUUGGCAGUUCUAACAAUAGUAGCAAAGUGAUAAAAUAAUCAGUGCGUGUAAUCAAGCGUUUGUCUAUAAAUGAAAGAAGCUGCUAUCUGCCGCGAUGGUGGCAAGUGAGAAACAAAAUGGCCGCCCCGCCUUCCUCCGGUCGUGGGGAUUCAGGGUCUCUGUCAAAGCUCUAGCGUAGCUCUAGUUCUAGUCAACAACCCGCACCAGAGGCCGACAAAUAAUAAAUAUGAUAAUAAAAGAAGUGGCGCAGUUACCUGAGUGUAGUUAUUAUAAGAGUUUUACGUUGUUUUGUUUUACCGCUACGUGAGUCGAUGCGCGCCGCGCCAGAGGUCGUCGACCUUUCUCGAGUGGCGACGACGCGCAUCGACAUAUAGGUACCUAUUUACAAAUACAUAGAUUUAUGUAUAUUGAUUUAACGCAUGUACUAUAGUGUUGAACAUAUUUUAUGUUUUAUCGUAAUGAAGUUAUUUUCGCCCGCCUAGCGGGCUCGUUAAGAACGAUUGUGAUAUGUCCUAUCACGGAAAUUCCUAUUCCAUACACACAUUUUUAUUUUUGUAUAUUGUUCACCACGCAUACGAUUUUAUUUACCAAGUUGAUUUCAUUGUAAAUGUUACCAUUGAUAAGUUAUUUUAGUUUACGUGACGUUCGUUAGAGUUAGAGAUGAAAGUUGAAUAUAUAGACAAGUAUAUGUGUUGAUAUAUUGACAUUAUAUGCGUGAAAUCUGUCGCUAUCACGACCGGCGCCGGCGCCGAACUCGCGGCGCUGGCAGGUGCCAGGAUCCAAAUGAUGCCCCAACCAAAGUCGUUAGUUAUAACUGUUACAUGUGCAAGUACAACGCAGUUGCAAUGCGACGUCGUCACUUCGCUUGGAUUAGGUUCGCAAUUCGCAUUCCUCAUUUGUCUCGGUAAAGAUCUUUAUUUUUUAUACAUUUAUAAUUAUUGCUUUUCGUUAGGAACGUUCGUGAUCGUUUCGUUUCGGGCUAAAUUGUCUCUACGAUAUUAUAAGUACAAUUUAAUAUAAAGAGAUGCAUGUCCAGAGUAGUAGAGAAAUAUAUUUUAAAAGUUUUAAAACAGAUUUCUAUAUAUUAUUCGAGAUGACAAUAUGAUAAAUCUUAUUUACAGUUACUAUAUAUUUGAAUUUAUUUUUAAUGCGCCAUCUAGGAAGUUCGUCUCGUCUCUGUAGAGAUGUACAUAUGUAAACUGUGAUCGUUUCGUCGACAUUUUCAAGGUACUCGGUGUCAGUCUAACGUAGAGUAGGGCCGUCUAACUCUCGCGGGAUAGUUUUAGUAGUGCUCGGUUACCUCACAAGUGCCAUCGCAGACGUCGUGGCGGCCCCGCGUCGGGCGCCACUUUUGCCGAACGCUUAUCACACGAGGAAAGAAGUACAAAUGCAACGUAACAUAAUAAAUAUAUUUCGAAUCGGCUUAAACUACGGUAGUUUGUAAGAAAAGGAAUUGAAAGUUUUCUCGUAUAGAUUCUUCAUUACGGUUGACGGUCAUUAAGCCGCCAUAACUUAGUACUUCCGUGAGAAUGUGAAAGUACAUUAACUUUGUUGUAAGUCUCCAACUGUCCAACGAUAUCUCGAUAACUGUUGUGGUAUUGUUACUGGUCUAUUACGUGUUAUGUAGGUAACAUGCGCAGUGUAGAUGCAUUAAUGUAGCUAGUUAUUGUAUAUUCAAUCUUUAUAGGUAUCACUGUUCGACCUUUCCGGUGUUUUUCGACUUUCUCAUCUUUCUAGAAUAUUUGGGGGUAGUUACAGAUAUCGUCUUGUGUCAAUUAAACGGGAGCCGCCGCGACCCCGCGCCUCUUCCGCUUGUACGUUGCUGCUACAGUGGCGAAGGUUACGUCGGUCAGCGGGCAGCGGAGUCGCGGCGGACCCGACGUGGUGGCGGAAGCCCUCCGACGCAAAGCCUGUGGACGUCGAUUUUACAAGCUCAAUUUUAUUGAAACUAAUUCUUGAUUAGUCGAUACGUGUAAGUGAAUCGUCAAUUAACGGUCCCUCACUUGGAGUUUUCGAGUCGCGUUUUCAGUUAGGGCGAGCUUUGGGGUAGGGAUAUCUUUCCACUUGUAGGCUAUUGUCCCGGCGGGACAGCGCUCGGCGCCGCCUCGUCCGCCUCGUCCGCCGAGCUCGCCUUUUCGAAAGUUCCCCUCAGGAUCCGAAAUCUGUCACGAGGCAAUGAAAGUUCUUCUCUUCGCCGCACGGAAACACGCGACGCCGCGCGCUCGCCCUCUACUUAACCAUUAGUUAUCGAUGGAACUCUAGUUAAUUAUAAUUAUCAUAAUUAAAAAUCAUUAUAAUGGGUACGUAUAAGUAAUUUUAAUUAAAAGUAACUGGAAAAAUGUUAACGUUGUUAUACUGAAAUUGUUACAAUAUUUGAGAGUAUAUCGUCGCGGAUACAAAACGGUUAAUUUUAGUGCGGUACACACGAGCGGUUUAUCGCGUAGGAAAGUUAGUGCAACGCCCCGACACUCGCGCCCGCGCACUCGCACGACGCAGAAAGAAAAGUCGCGUACUGUUUCUGUGAUAUCUCCCGCACGCCGGUCCCGCACCCCCGCACCCCGCACCCCGCCCCCUCCCGCAGCUCGCCGCUGCCGCGCACCACCCGCUCUCGCGUCACGUUAAGGUUUCGAUGUCGUAGGUCGUAAGGUAGCUAGUUGUCAUUCUUCAUUCUACGGAUUCGGGUGAGGUGGAGGCGGAGAGAAGCCGCGGCGGACGCCGCCCGGCCCCGGCCGCGUCCUCCCUUUAAUUUUAAUAGCUAAAUGUUGUUGACUUCGUUGAUAGAGUGGUUUAUUGUAAUUACUGUAGGUAGUUUAGUGGGUAUACAAGAGGUGGCAGCCGUUGGGUGCGCUAGGCUAGAGUAAGGUUCGGUACUGUGUUUAGGAAAAUGGCUGUGCGUUCAAGUCGAACUCAACAUUAAGACGUCACCAUGCGCUCGUCCGGCAGGGCGAGGGUCGCACACGGCCCCGCGCGCCUCCGUCGGCCUCUCCGCGACUGUACCCGCGGCUCGAACACGACGCGUCGACUCACAACCUGUACAUAAUUGCAUAGCAUUACUUCAUUUACGUUCUCCUUGCUCAUUGUCAUCAAUUUAUUAAGACUGAGGAAUCAACUUACGCAUAUUGACAUCGUCACGAACGCGUCCCCGCCGUAGGGAGUUGUAACAUAUUAAUUAAUUGUUUAUCAUUAAAACGUUCACUCGGUUUCAUGUUUCGGUCUCCGCAAGGACGUAGCCGUGUGCGACUCCCGCGACACACUCGCGCGCGAAUCGCGUCGUACGCGU